AUGCAGGUUAUUGUGCAACUAUUCCGUAGCGUAAACUCGUGGCGAAAAUCGAAUCGCAACCGUUCGCCCAAACGUGACCCUCCCCUCGCCCUCGCUUUCCUUUCCCACGCUUCCGCUCUCUUUCGCCCGCGUCGUCGCCAUCGCUUCCGCAGCUCGUCGCGUGCCCGUCGCCUUCGCUCCGCCCGUCGCCUUCACUUCUCCCCCGUCGCCUUCACUUCUCCCCCGUCGCCUUCACUCCCCCCCCUCUUCCGUUGCCUUCAUUUCCCCCUCCCGUCGCCUUCACUUCCCCCUCCCGUCGCCUUCACUUCCCCCUCCCGUCGCCUUCAAUUCCCCCUCCCGUCGCCUUCAUUUCCCCCUCCCGUCGCCUUCAUUUCCCCCUCCCGUCGCCUUCAUUUCCCCCUCCCGUCGCCUUCACUUCCCCCUCCCGUCGCCUUCACUUCCCCCUCCCGUCGCCUUCACUUCCCCCUCCCGUCACACUCGCUUCCCAACCCGUCACCUUCACUUCCCCUCCCAUUGCCUUUCACUCUCUCCUGCUCAAUCUCUUUCCCCCUGCUCACUCUCUUCCCCCCUGCUCACUCUCUUUCCCCCUGCUCACUCUCUUCCCCCCUGCUCACUCUCUUCCCCCCUGCUCACUCGCUUCCCCCCUCCUCAAUCGCUUCCCCCCUGCUCACUCUCUUCCCACUCUCUUCCCCCCUGCUCACUCUCUUCCCCCCUGCUCACUCUCUUCCCCCCUGCUCACUCUCUUCCCCCAUGCUCACUCGCUUCCCCCCUCCUCAAUCUCUUUCCCCCUGCUCACUCGCUUCCCCCCUCCUCAUUCUCUUUCCCUCUGCUCACUCCCCUUGUUCUAACCCCACUUUCCCCAUUUCUCACCCAUUUUCCCCCUUCACGCUCUCUUACCCCCUCUGCUCGCCCCUGUUUUCCCAACUCACGCCUAUACUCACUCUCUCCCCCCCUGCUCACUCUCUUCCCCCCCUGCUCACUCUCUUUCCCCUUGCUCACUCUCUUUCCCCCCUUCUCACUCUCUUUCCCCCUUCACGCUCUCUUUCCCUCCCUUCCGCCCGUUGCCCCCCUUCGUCUCGCGCUCGUCCCCUCGCAAUCCCCGUCUCUCUCUCCCCCCGUCGCCCUCGUUUUCCCCGUCGCCCUCCCUUCCACUCCUCGUUGCCCUCGCCAUCCCUCCCUUCUCCCUUCCCAUCUCGCACACUUGUCACGCCCCCUUUCCAACCCGCACAUACACCCUUCCCUUCUUCCCUGUUUCCUCGAGCAACAUAG
This is a messenger RNA of Closterium sp. Naga37s-1, 1269 nucleotides long. NCBI's taxonomy places the organism in Eukaryota, Viridiplantae, Streptophyta, Zygnematophyceae, Desmidiales, Closteriaceae. The record is from the annotation of a GenBank genome assembly.